CCACCCAAGACUGAAGCAAAACCCAACCGGCGGCGCGGGCUGCUGGCAGCAGGGGCAGUGGGCUGCAGAUCAAGGGCGAGUAAAUGCAGUGGAGGCCGCUGGCGCGGCUGACGCCAAGCGUGCUGCGCGAGCCGAGGCUCCACGAGUUGCUGGGAGGUGCCCCAGCGGUGCUGGACCUCGGCGGCUCCGCGCUCGCGGAGGCCCUGGCGCGCUGGCGCGGCAUCGUUUCCGGCUCCGGAGGCCUGCAUUUGGACGUGCGGCCUCUCCACUCCGUGGCCAGGUCCGGCGGCGGCUUCGGGGCUCCGAAGCGGCUGACGCUGGCGGAGUGGCAGUCGGGGGACGGGCCACUGGUCUUCGACACGAGGCGCGGGAGCGACCUGCACAGAGCUCUCAAGAUUUGGACCUUGCCGGAGGCGAAGGCCUUGUGGUCCUGGUCGCGGUCGCCGGUGGCCACGCUGGGCAAGCCGGACAAGCGCGAGGGCUUGGCCUUUCAUCGGCACGAGCGCAACUGGCUAUUGCUGCUGACUGGCGCCAAGCGCUGGUGCGCCCCAGCCAUGUACUUUCACGAGGCGCCGUCUACGGCCCUGGAGCGGGUGAGUGAGGAGACGCUCAAGGAGACGGAGGUCGGCGGCCUCACCCACCAACAGCAGCCCGGCGAGCUGAUGUUGCUGCCGGACGGGAUUUGGCAUUGCACCUACAACUGCAGCGGCUCCAUCACCUUGGGCCUGGGCGGAAUGGGCAGGCUGCGCAGCGCGGCGGAGGCCUGCUGCGCCUUCGGGGACUGCGAGGCCUUGAGGAAGGUUCCUCUGGACGUGCUCUCCGCCGAAGCCGCCCAGCUUUGCUGCACUGCGGCGGAGCAGGACCAGCUGCCGGCGCUGAAAUGCCUCCAUGAGCUCUUGGGGGCCGCGGGCCUCCAGAAGGCUUACAGCCGGACCGCCACGCCCUUGCACGUGGCAGCGGGGGCUGGUGCCAUGGAGGUCCUGACCUGGCUGCUGGAGACGCGCGCCUUCGAUACGGAUGUGCGGGAUGAGCAUGGGGCGACGCCCGGGCACUGGGCGGCCCGCAGCGGCAAGGUGGAGGUGCUGUCGCACCUUUGGCAGGCCGGGGCGGACCUGCAGGCCAGGGAGCAGCACAGCGGCUGCAGCCCUCUGCACCUCAUGGCGGCGGAGGGCCACGAGGCUGCUGCGCUGUGGCUGCUGGACCACGGCGGAAAGCAGCCCCUGGACACGCAGGGGCGCCUGCCGGAGGACUGGGCGGCCGCCGCAGGCCACAAAGCACUGGCCGAGCGCCUGGCGGCAGAAAGAGCGGCGAG
This is a messenger RNA of Effrenium voratum, 1312 nucleotides long. The record is from the annotation of a GenBank genome assembly. Lineage: Eukaryota; Dinophyceae; Suessiales; Symbiodiniaceae.